AUGACAGGCAAAGACAGCUUCUGUCGAACUGUCGCCUUCAGCACACAGUCAAAGGACUCGCCAUUCUAUAAGCCGACCUUAGACAACCUGUCAAAGGAAGCUCGAGAUCUACUCGAGAAUUACAGCGGCAUCGAGCCAGACCGCGUAGUUCCUCACGUAGAAGAAAUCCGAGACCGAGCAUGGGCAAUCUUCCCCUACCCAUGCAUAGGCAUCUUCUCCUUCGUCGGCCUGAACCUACGCACCUCCCCCCUCUAUCCUACCAUCCUCUCGCGCCUCAAAGACGACAAGCAGACCUUCCUCGACCUCGGCUGCUGUCUCGGGACCGAGAUCAGAAAGCUCGUCGCCGACGGCGCCCCGAGCGAGAACCUCUACGGCACGGACCUGCGCUCCGAGUUCUGGGACCUGGGCUACGCGCUGUUUCGCGACAAGGCCAGCUUCAAAGCCCAGUUUUUGACGGGGGAUGUGUUUGACCCUGCGUCUGAACUGGGGAAGUUGGAUGGGAAGGUGGAUGUUCUGCAUGCGGGCUUGUUUUUCCAUCUGUUUAGCUAUGAGCAGCAGAUUGAGGUCGCGAAGAGGACUGUCAAGCUGAUGAGGCCGGUGGAGGGCUCGCUACUGGUUGGGUGGCAGGUGGGUAGCAGCUCGGAUACUGGGGCGUUGCGGAGCGAGGAUGGAAAGAAGAUUCUUUAUAGGCAUGACGAGGAGUCGUGGGCGGGAUUGUGGCGAGAGGUGAGCGAACAGACGGGGGUGAAGUUCGUGGUUGAGGCGUGGAUGGAAGAUCCGCCGAGAGUACUUGCUGGAAAUGAGGACUCGGAUGAGGCGUGGCUGAAGGAUUCUAGACGGCUGAAGUUUUCUGUGAGAAGAGUCUGA
Pseudogymnoascus verrucosus is the source of this 867-nucleotide messenger RNA. RefSeq lists its product as uncharacterized. NCBI's taxonomy places the organism in Eukaryota, Fungi, Ascomycota, Leotiomycetes, Thelebolales, Thelebolaceae. The record is from RefSeq and is a predicted model, not a curated record. The transcript is spliced from 3 exons. Bases 1 to 867 code for a protein of 288 amino acids.